This is a messenger RNA of Manis pentadactyla (Chinese pangolin), 3269 nucleotides long. RefSeq names its product sperm microtubule inner protein 4 (gene SPMIP4). Bases 905 to 2590 code for a protein of 561 amino acids. NCBI's taxonomy places the organism in Eukaryota, Metazoa, Chordata, Mammalia, Pholidota, Manidae. Gene Ontology annotation, cellular component: centrosome. The record is from RefSeq and is a predicted model, not a curated record. The transcript is spliced from 10 exons.
UUUUUUCAUGCCCUAUUGGAUAAUUUUGUGCUGUCCUGGUGAUACUUUGCCCCGCUUUGGAAACCCAUGGUUUACUAAAUUGUAGGAUUUUCUAAGAUCAUCAGACAUUUUAUAUCCCCUCUGUUGGACACACCGUUAUUCAAUUAACAUACAUGUAAUGAAUAAGGAACGUGGUUCACACUCAUUUCUUGGCCGGGGUAGGAAGAACAGAGGGAGAGGCGGGGUAAGGUGUCGGUAACUGAGGAAAUUAAAGUGAGGCUAGGUCCCUGGGGUCCGGGUAGGGCAACCGCAGGCUGGCCGCGGUCCAUCACGUUUCACCCCGCAAGGGAGGAGCCAGGGCUCUAACAGGGCGCAAUCGCGGGGGUUGCGCUUGCAGAGUCCUGCGGAAGCCACCCGGCCGCACUGCCCCCCACUCCAGCGAGGGAGGCGCACGGAGAGUUCAGGUCGCAGGCUCUCGCCUCACCAAGGUCUCCGCGGCCCGUUUCCCCGGGCCCUGCGCUCUUCCCCCGCCCAGUCCACAGGAGAGAACGCCCCGGCCAGGGGAAGGCCUAGAACCUGCCGCCGACCGGGAGAAAGGUCGCCGUCCCCACAGGGCGCCGCCGGGCGGAGCCGAGGGUGGAGGUGCCUGGGCAUGCGGGGGCGCCCGUUGAGCUGCAGGCCUGGGCUGUGGUCCUGCCUCACCGCUUCCGAUCCUUACAGGGCCCUAGAGCUCCUGGCCGGGCUUCCUCCGAAACGCGGGAGAGCCGCCCGCCGCCCCGCAAGAGGGCGUCACCGAGUGCCACGGUCACUGUCGCCGUCACAGGCACCCUCGGCCCCACCCCAGACCCGCUCGCGGUCCCUCUCUCUCCCUCACCCGCACCUGCCGGAAGCUCCGCGGGCCGCAGAUUGUCUUUAGCCUGCAAGCAUGGAGGUCGCUCACCUCAGGCCCUACUGUUGCAGGGAGCUUGAAGGAGCUGACAUACUGUCAGACACCUUCUGCUCUAAUGAAGUGCACACUCCGCUACAAACAACUGCCCGUCCAACUGCCUCAGAGGACAGGUAUCAGGAAUUAAGGGAGUCGCUCCCACAAUGUAGGCUUCCAUGGGGCGCUGAAAGGGAAUAUGGAGGGAUGAUACCCACUUCACUCCCCGAGGAACACAGGCCAAAGUGUGAGCCUCCUCGUGUCAGGGGCAAAGGACAUCAGCAUUACGGAUUUGGUGGAGACAUCUGGCCAAGAACGCUUCCUAUUGAACAAUUCUAUUAUUUGACACAGAACAAAAAAAGCAAUGUCUAUGGAAAUGAUUCUUUGAUGCCCAAACCACCUAAUUCAACAGUAGGAGAAAUCUGCUCCCCAUACCCAACUGGACACCCCUACCACACACACAUCUCUCGGGGUGCCAUAUUCCCAACCUUUACCUCACCUCAGGACCUCUACACCAGCAGCAAAGCCGGGAGCCAGCAGCGGUUCCCUCCCACUGUGCCAAUAAAGGCUUAUGACACAACAAAUUGGAAGAUAAGAGGUAAUCCUUACAGAUACAAACUGCUUGAUUUUCCCAUGGAUUCAAAGAAGAAAGCCUUGAGUUGGCCAGGGCAGGGUGUAUAUUAUGAUGACUCUAUUAAGUGUCUAAAAGAAGCCAACAUACGAAGAAAUCUUGAGAGGUCCCAUUGGAUCACUUCGUACACUCAUGAUUUUACAGGUCUGGGGCCCAUGAACCCCCUUGAACUGGAUGAUUACCAUGAAAAGGAGGUAGCAGACUUAACUGGACAAAUAGGAUUUGACCCAGAGCCUCAAGAAAAAUUCCAUGCUGUGUUAAAACCUUCCAGACCCUUGGAAGGACGAAUUGCCCGACUGAUUCAGAACCGACGACCUCUGGAGGCUAUUGUCCAACAAAGACCACCUCCCUGUCCACAUUGUACCCCUAGAGUUUUAUGUAUUUUUCAUACCUUUGUACCCAGUUCUACAGAAAUGAUGGCACUUAGCAGUAACACACUGGCAGGUGUCACCUAUAAAAACCAGGAAAUUGAGGACAAAAUUAAGGAAGAACAAAGUUUGCUAUCUACCUAUGCAGUCCCACCUUGUUACCCAACAAAAGAUCUGACUGACAUCUAUGACAUAAAACAGUUUCCAAAAAUUACAGAUACUAAAAACACAGAAGAUUUGUAUUGGAGACAGCUGCCAUUAAAACCCCAACCUAUACCUUACUGUAACCCAAAACAUUACAUUCAGUAUGAACAUCUGAAAUCUCCCUUACCUGACCAGUAUAUUAUAUGUCAAAACCCUGUUGGCCUUAGUAAGCCUAGUAUUUUACAGAGUAAACUAGACUUGGAAACUUCUGAUUUAGAACAUUUCUUAAGCAAGUCAGAAGAACAGUUCAACUUGAACAUGGAGAACAGUGAGGAAACAAGACCUAUUCUGGGUUGGAUUCCUAGAGCUGGUGUGGCCAAGCCUCAGACUGACCUGCUGGAGCUUAGGAACUCUUUUUCAAAAACUGGUGCACAAAAACGUUUCCAUAAAUCAAUUCUAGAAGACCAUAAGGACCUCAGGGAUAAGGAGUAUUCAGGAAUGAAACACCAAUUCUAUGGCCAUAAUUCCUAUUAUUUCUAUAAUUGAGAUAUUCAUCCUUCCCUUCAAAACCCAGCCUCUUGCAAGAAAAGAAAAAAUAGAAUUUAUUCCUUGUUGCUGGAUUCUGUUUUCUAAAGGAGCCAUAGUGACCUUGUUAAUGAGGUUUAUAUUUUCAGGAACUUAAGUUAGGAUCUGGUCAGAGAAACCCAGAAAAGGUGAUGUUCUUACUUCUUGAAAAGUUUAACAAUUUGGCAAUAAAAUAUUAGAACAAGAAAAACUUGUAGUCUUUAAUCUCAUUUUCAAAGUAUACUACAAGUAGUUUUUUCAAAAGCAUCAUUUUACAAAAAUGAAUAUUUGAAAAAACUCAAAUGCCCAAUAACUGACAGAUGUUUGUACAAACUAUAGUAUCUUAAUAAAUAUGUGAACACUGUCCCUUUUUGUAAAUGUUUGUACAAAAUGACAUUAGGUACAAAAGAGAAAACUCAAAAAAGGCCCAGUUAACUGAGGGAUGGACAGCCAGCUCUACAAACUGCAUUACCUUAAUAAAGUAUAUGUGUGUGGGCCCUAUUCCUUUAUGUAAGUGUGGGGACAAAAAUAAGCCAGUGGAAAAGAUGAAACCCAAAAUGCUCUGCACGCACUCAUUCUAAGUUGGAUGUUUCUUUUCCUUUAACCUUUGGAUAAAGACAUAUAAACAUUUCUUUUAUACAGAAUAAAUGACUUUGUUGUG